AUGGAGCAGCAAUUUCUGUCCUUGUUUGAGUCAGCCAAGAAAUCUGCAGAUGCUGUGGUCACUUCUGCUUCAAUAUUUCCUGAAAUCUAUCGAUGCCUAGAUGCUUUGGACCAGCUUAAGAGGUUCCCCGUAACAUCAUCCAGGGUUCUUGUCUCCACUCCUGUUGCAAAAGGGGUUCAGCGUCUCACAAAGCACCGUGUAAAGAUGAUCAGGACUGCUGCUUCUUGCUUGCUCGAUACGUGGAGUAGGAAACUGUACUCAAGAAACCCUGCCAUUGAUGGAAAACCUCAGCCAACAAGGUCUGGCAGUGGGUCAAGAACUGGGGUUCUUACUGUCAAGAUACACGGAAGAGUAAUCGGAAGGAUUAAAGUUAACAUGCCUAUUAAGACAGUAAAGAUUGCAGAGAAGAAGAUAAAACAAGAGAAGGAAAAUGGGUUUACUUGUUUCAAGAAACCAACUCAAGAACCUGCCAUGCGCUUCACAAAGCCAGGGAAAGUGCAAAGCAUGAGGCGGUGUUUCAAGAAACCACCAGAAGCAUCUGCCAAGUGCAACACAAUGCAAGAGAAAGUGAGAGAUUCAAGUGGUAGUUUCAAGAAACCCUGUGCCAAGGGCAUUACACAGCAAGACAAUGUGAAAGAUUUUUGUAGUUUCAAGAAACCAUCAGAGGAACCAGUGAAGCGCAGCGAUGCCUUGCGUGGCAAGAUGGGGCCUUUCAAUGGCACCAAACAAUUGAAGUACAGGUCUAUAUUGUUCAACCUGAAGGAUCCAAAGAAUCCAGAUUUGAGAAGGAAAGUCUUUCUUGGACAAAUUAAGGCAGAGAAACUUCUGACUAUGACAUCAGAAGAGAUGGCAAGCAGUCAAAGGCAAUUCGAGAAUGAGCAAAUCAGGAAGAAAUCUAUGUGCAAGAAGAUGAAGAAUGCAGAACUGGAGAACAAAUCAGUUGAUCCUAAGGAGUAUUGA
Messenger RNA from Dovyalis caffra, 960 nucleotides. Lineage: Eukaryota; Viridiplantae; Streptophyta; Magnoliopsida; Malpighiales; Salicaceae. The record is from the annotation of a GenBank genome assembly.